Molecule: messenger RNA, 815 nt
Organism: Haliotis rubra (blacklip abalone)
Lineage: Eukaryota; Metazoa; Mollusca; Gastropoda; Lepetellida; Haliotidae
Product: protein SYS1 homolog
Exons: 3
Coding region: 213-716 (167 amino acids)
Biological process (GO): Golgi to plasma membrane protein transport; Golgi to endosome transport; protein localization to Golgi apparatus
Cellular component (GO): trans-Golgi network; Golgi membrane
Source: RefSeq, a predicted model, not a curated record
GAGCUGAGUCCCGUCUCCAAAUAUACCGCAGUAAGUUGACGCUGCGCAAAGGGAGUCGGAACCAGCUUACGGAGAGACGAGAAGAACCUUUUGUAACUUCCGGGAUGUGAACAUCAGCAGCGCCAACUCAGCAACUCAGCAAAUUUCAUGUUGCAUUGGGACGUAUCUAUGUUUUAUAUUGGGAUCGAUAAGGGCCAGAAGACUAGUGUGUGAUGUUCGAGCUUUUGAAGCGUCGCGUCAACGGCAUGCCAGGUCAAUUUCGAAGCAAUGUUUGGGAUCCACUGUUGAUUGUUGCACAGAUAGUGUGUAUGCAGUGUUUUUAUUAUGUAAAUCUUGGAUUUUGGAUUUUCAUAUUGGACACGAUUGGACGUUUUGAUGCAUCUGUGGAUCAGAUAUUUACUCAGAGUGAUCUUGGCUUGUACGAGGAUUCAGGAAGGACGAAUCUUAUUGCAUAUGCUCUGAAUAGCUUCACAUGUGCCCUUGGCCUCUGGUUUGUAGUGAGGAGAACAAAGCAGUGUCUGGACUUUUCUGCAACAGUACAUCUAUUGCAUUUUAUUGGAUGUUGGAUUGUCAGUGGUCAUGUCCCUCAGACAUUUUGGUGGUGGGUGACAACCUUGGUAUGCCUAACCCUUAUGACAGUGUUGGGAGAGUUCCUUUGUAUGAGGACUGAACUAAAGGCAAUACCAGUCACCAUGGGGACAAAAGUGGAUUUGUAAAUCUAAUGAAGAAAACUAAUUGUGAACAGAAUGUGUUACUUAGAAUAUAGGAAUAUUCCUCUGUACAUGGUUUAAUGAAAUACACUGAAGCGAAAAAUC